AUGAGCUGCUUAGAGAAGUCACUGCUUGAGACCGUCGAUAGUGAAGCCCAAAUUGACAGAGCUGUCAGCUCCAUCAAUCUCGCCUCAACAGCGAAGACGAUAGUCUCGUCGACGAAUUCCUUUCUAGGCAGCUCCUACAAUGUCUCCAGCUUCUCUCCGGCCCCUAGCAACGUUAGCAGCCUUGGCAACACAUCAGCCACUACCACGGCUGUCUCACAUGGUGUUUCAGGUCUAUCGUUAUCCUCUGAUAAGCCGGAAUGCAUGCCACUUCUGUCGCUUCUAGUGGAGAACACCACUCCACCACUCCAGCUGGGAGAAGAAGCAAGAGACCCAAAAGAACCCAGCUAUCUAUCGGCUUCCGCCACAGCAGCAAAUAGCCCCAUAACAAAGAUGAGUAGACCGACAGAAUCUAAUCUUAUGGAUUUGCCAAACAGGCCGGACCAAGAGGGGCUAAUAUCUGUGGUCGGAGUCUCUGGGGCAAUGGAAGCAAGUGGGCUGGAUAUCCAAUGCAGCCAGCGUAGGGGAGCUCCGCUGGGAGACAGGAGCAUAGAAUACAACUACAGACAAAUCGGAGCCCCUGUAGAAAUCGACUCUACGCGACCAGGAAAUUUCCACUCCGCUUCUUAUUACGGUUUCCAUGUAAUUGAUGCCUACUCUCGGAGCCCAGCUGACCGGCCUCUACAAUCGCAAGACUCGGGCUACCAAGGGCCUGAUCCGGCCUUGAGUGGCUAUUCGGCCAGCUACCCGGAGACCUCAGGCAUCAGGGAAACCAACUAUUCCUGCGCUAACUUGUACACAGUCACAUGCCCACCCACCGAAGAGUGUCCCUCUGCGAGUGGCUGCCUGCCGGAGGCGGAAACCCGUAUUCACUCGUUGCGGCAGCCUCAACAACAGCAUUCCAGACAAGGCACCCUGUCGCAUCUUCAUCAACGAGAACAAGCGCACACGCAGUCAGACGUCGGGCCUCAAACUGCAGUGAAUUGUUUGCAGGAAUCUAGGCAAACUAAUUUCGUUAACCUGCUGGAGACCGAAAAGUCCGGGUCACACACCGCAUAUCCGCCAAACCAGCCUCUCUCCACUUGUCUGGCUGCCAUACCCUUUAUUCCUGCCUACACUGCCCAUCACUCCAUACAACCACACUCCGUCCAGCUGACUCAGGAAUCAGGUAGUGAUCAUCGUCUGUCGACCAAAGAAGCAAACUUCCCACCUUCCGGUCACUUGCAGGCUGGGAGGGCAUCUCCUCCACAUAACUUUGUCCUCGAAUCCCAUUUAACGGUGGGUCCUUUG
This is a messenger RNA of Protopolystoma xenopodis, 1287 nucleotides long. The record is from the annotation of a GenBank genome assembly. NCBI's taxonomy places the organism in Eukaryota, Metazoa, Platyhelminthes, Monogenea, Polystomatidea, Polystomatidae.